This is a messenger RNA of Mangifera indica (mango), 1748 nucleotides long. RefSeq names its product flavonoid 3'-monooxygenase. The record is from RefSeq and is a predicted model, not a curated record. Gene Ontology annotation, molecular function: heme binding; oxidoreductase activity, acting on paired donors, with incorporation or reduction of molecular oxygen; monooxygenase activity. The transcript has 3 exons. Lineage: Eukaryota; Viridiplantae; Streptophyta; Magnoliopsida; Sapindales; Anacardiaceae. The coding region runs from base 49 to 1596 and encodes 515 amino acids.
UUCCCCUUUUUGUCCAUACAAUUUUCUUCAUUACACAACUGUAAAACCAUGUUUCUUUUCAUACUUGUCUCGUUACUUUUUGGCGUCUUAAUCUAUUUCUUGUUUAAUAUACGUUCAUUUUUCAACCGGAAAUCCCUCCGUCUUCCGCCUGGCCCAAAGCCACGGCCGAUCAUUGGCAACCUCCCCCAUAUGGGCCCCAUGCCCCACCACUCGUUGGCGGCGCUGGCCCGGACUUAUGGUCCAAUCAUGCACCUCCGCUUAGGGUUUGUUGAUGUCAUCGUGGCGGCUUCGGCGUCGGUGGCAGCGCAGUUCUUGAAGGUUCAUGAUGCUAAUUUCUCCAGCCGGCCGCCGAACUCUGGGGCCAAAUAUAUUGCGUAUAAUUAUCAGGACCUUGUUUUCCGACCUUACGGUGCAAAGUGGCGGCUGUUGAGGAAGAUCACCUCCGUCCAUCUUUUCUCCGGCAAGGCCUUGGAUGACUACCGACUUGUUCGACAGGGGGAGGUGGCGGUGCUGACACGAGCGCUGGCGAGCGCGGGGUUAAAGUCGGAGCUAGUGAAUUUGGCGCAACUUCUGAAUGUGUGCACCGUGAACGCGCUAUCGCGGGUGAUGCUCGGCCGGAGAGUGUUUGGAGAUGGAACCGGCGGCAAAGAUCCGAAGGCCGAUGAGUUCAAAUCGAUGGUGGUGGAGGUGAUGGUUUUGGCUGGAGUUUUCAACAUCGGUGACUUUAUCCCGUCCCUCGAAUGGCUCGACUUACAGGGCGUGGCGGCGAAGAUGAAGAAGCUUCAUAAAAGAUUCGACAAGUUUUUGGGCGAAAUUGUGGAGGAGCAUAAAAUGAACAUUCAUGAUGCCAAGGGAAAACAGACGGACUUGUUAAGUACGUUGAUUUCGUUGAUGGAAAAUCCUGACGAUGGAGAAGAGAAGCUCACUGAAACUGAAAUUAAAGCGCUACUUUUGAACAUGUUUACAGCUGGUACUGACACGUCAUCAAGCACUACGGAGUGGGCCAUAGCUGAGCUCAUUCGCCACCCAGAAAUCUUGACCCGAGUGAAAAAUGAGCUCGACUCGGUUGUGGGUCGAGACCGAUUGGUUACUGAAUUGGACUUGCCGAAGCUCACGUAUUUUCAAGCGGUCAUUAAGGAAACAUUCCGUCUCCACCCGUCGACUCCAUUGUCUCUGCCCCGAGUGGCAGCCAAGAGCUGUGAGAUCAACGGUUACCAUAUCCCAGAGGGCUCGACGUUGUUGGUCAAUGUGUGGGCCAUUGCACGCGACCCGGAUGAAUGGGCUGAGCCGCUAGUAUUCAGGCCCGAAAGGUUCUUACCCGGCGGAGAAAAGGCUAAUGUCGAUGUUAGGGGGAAUGAUUACGAGAUAAUUCCAUUUGGUGCUGGACGGAGAAUAUGUGCUGGCAUGAGCUUGGGCUUGCGCAUGGUUCAACUGCUGACGGCAACAUUGAUCCACGCCUUUGAUUGGGAUCUUCCGAGCGGGUUGACGCCGGAGAAAUUGAAUAUGGAGGAGGCAUAUGGGCUCACUUUGCAGCGGGCGGACCCCUUGAUCGUCCACCCCAGGCCCAGGCUAACACCGAAGGCUUAUGAAGUUUGAACAUAAGGAGAUCAGGAGAAAGAUAUUAUGUUUAUAUAUUAUAUCCUAAACUCCCUGAUGUUUAAUACCGAUUUUCCGUACAAGUGAAUGGUGCUCAUCAGCUUUUGAUUGUAUUUUAGAGCAAGAGGAAUGGUAUGUAUUUGAUUGGAUGU